AUGUCAAUCUUUUUAGGUUGCUGUACAGUAGUUACUGAUGUAACUACUGUACAGCAACCUAAAAAGGUUAUUGCGAAAAAAGGAUUAAAACAAGUAGGAGCCAUCACGUCAGCUGAAAGAGGAACUCUUGUAACAUUAGCAUGCACAAUAAAUGCUAUUGGAAAUAGUAUUCCACCCUUUUUUAUUUUUCCUCGUAAAAACUUUAAUGAUCGUUUCCUAAUUAGUGCACCAACAGGAAGUGCAGGAGAUGCAAAUCCAAGUGGCAAUACAAAAUGUACGAAAGAAAAGCCUUGUUUAUUGUUGCUUGACAAUCACGAAACUCAUCUUAGUACUGAAGGAUUAGAUUUGGCAAAAAAUAAUGGAAUAGUAAUGCUUACCUUCCCACCACAUUGCACACAUAAGUUGCAGCCCUUGGAUAAGGCAGUUUAUGGUCCUCUCAAAAACUACAUAAAUAAUGCUAUGACAUCAUGGUUAGUAAUGAAUCCUGGAAAAACUGUUAUAAUAUAUGAUAUUCUAAAAAUAGUAAACAUUGCAUUUCCUAAGGCUGUAUCUCCCCACAAUAUUUUAAGUGGUUUUUCUGCAACAGGUAUUUACCCGUUAAAUCCUGAUGUGUUUACUGAAAAUGAUUACUGUCCUUACUAUGUAACUGAUCGCCCUGACCCACCUUGUCACAGGCUGAUUCAAAUAAAAAAGACUGUGAAAGAUUCACAGUCUUUUCAAUUUUCAUUCAAUGCAACCAGAACCAUCAAAUAA
Messenger RNA from Hydra vulgaris (swiftwater hydra), 753 nucleotides. RefSeq lists its product as uncharacterized. Lineage: Eukaryota; Metazoa; Cnidaria; Hydrozoa; Anthoathecata; Hydridae. The record is from RefSeq and is a predicted model, not a curated record. Gene Ontology annotation, cellular component: nucleus. Gene Ontology annotation, molecular function: DNA binding.